AGCAUGCUGGUUAGUUCAGAAAAGAAGUGAGAGGUACUUUUAAAGGACACCAUUUUUACUUAAGCUCAUUUAUAAUGGUUUUGGAAUAUUUGUCAGUUCUUAAACAUAAGCUUUUGAAUGUUAGACCUUUCCUGUAACUUAUUAUUGGAAGUUUCAGGGCUUUGGGGCUCAGUUAAGAAUUUUGGCCUCUCCUCAUUCCUUUGGUUUUGGCCAAAUGAUUAUGUUUCCACAUUUUGGAAAGAUUUCUUUGGGUAUUUUGAUAUUCGUCCUGAUAGAAGAAAACCUUUCAUCAUUAACAGAAGAAAUCCAAGAACCCAAGAGUGCAGUUUCUUUUCUCCUGACCAACUCAGAAUCUGCAGACCCUUCUCUGUCUACAGACAAGAAACAACCCUUGGGCCACAGAGAAGCUGAGAGACAAUGGUUGCUCCGAAGAAGGCGAUCUACUCUGUUUCCUCAUGGAGUAAAAAUCUGCCCAGAUGAAAGUGUUACAGAGGCGCUGGCAAACCAUGUGAAGUAUUUUAAAAUCCGAGUGUGCCAAGAAGCUGUUUGGGAAGCCUUCAGGACUUUUUGGGAUCGACUUCCUGAGCAUGAGGAAUAUCAUUACUGGAUGAAUUUGUGUGAGGAUGGAAUCACAACUAUAUUUGAAAUGGGCACAAAUUUUAGUCAGUCUGUGGAACACAGAAGCUUAAUUAUGAAGAAACUGGCAUACACAAAGGAAACUGUAGGCAGUUCCUGCAAUGACCAGGCCUGUGGCCCUGAAUUGUCAUCCACGGUUCCUGUCGUGGAUACCUCAACAUUAGGAGGUGAUACCUCAACAUUAGGAGGUGCUGUUCUCAGUGUUCCAUAUCCAGGGGUGGGUUCCUAUGAAGAUACCUCAGACAGCAGCUUGAAUAGGCCAGAGGAGAGUCUUAGCAAUGAAAUUGAGAAUGCGAUAGAAGAAUCCACAAAACCAGCCACUGAGCAGAUUGCAGAAUUCAGUAUCCACCUUUUGGGGGAGCAAUACAGAGAGGAACUACAGGAUCCUUCCAGCUUCCACCGCCAGCACCUUGUAGAAGAGUUUGUUUCACAGGUUGAAAAUGCAUUUACUGGGUUACCGGGCUAUAAGGACAUUCGUGUACUUGAAUUUAGGUCCCCCAAGGAAACUGGCAGUGGCAUAGAUGUUCACUAUGCAGUUGCCUUCAAUGGUGAGGCCAUCAGUAAUACCAGCUGGGACCUAAUCAGCCUUCAUUCCAACAAGGUGGAAAACCAUGGUCUUGUGGAACUGGAUGAUAAGCCCACCGCCGUUUAUACCAUCGGUAACUUCAGGGAUUAUAUUGCUGAGACACUGCAUCAGAAUUUUUUGCUGGGGAACUCCUCUUUGAAUCCAGAUCCUGACUCCCUUCAGCUUAUCAAUGUGAGAGGAGUUUUACUUCCCCAAACUGAAGACCUAGUUUGGAACACCCGAAGUUCAAGUCUUCAGACAACCCCACCAUCGCUUCUGGAUAAUACCCUUCAUGUUGAAUGGCCCUCAGCAGAUGAAUCCACCACCAGCAGUAUUUCACCACUUGAUUUCAGCUCUGGUCCUCUCUCAGCCACUGGCAGGGAACUGUGGUCAGAAAGCCCUUUGGGUGAUUUAGGGUCUACACUCAAAUUAGCCUUUCCCUCGAAGGUGGGCCUCAGUUCUUCCCCAGAGAUUGUAGAGGUUAGCAGUUUGACUCUUCAUCCUGUCACCCCAGCAGUGCUUCAUACUGGCUUGCCUGUGGCUUCUGAGGAAAGGAAUUCUGAAUCUCACUUAUUAGAAGAUGGAUUAACCAAAGUUGAAGGGUCAGAAGAUUUUCUUUCAGUUGAUCCAUUGCCUUCAAGUCCAUUCACUAAUCUUGUGCCAAAAGAAACAAUACCAUCCAUGGAAGACUCUGGGGUUUCUUUGACAUCCUCCCCAUAUCUGGUCUCCUCUGUCACAUUAGAUCUUCUUGCUAAAGAAAUAACUACACGUUUUGGCAUGGACUCUUUGGCCUCCAAAGUCAAAGGCCAAUUAGAAGUGAGCACUUUGAUGUCAGACACAUCCAUGGAAAAAGAGUUCAUAUUUGAGAGUGGCUUAGGUUCAGGGGCUGGGCGAAAGGUGAGUCUGAUUACUUGGCCAUGGAGCGAGACUUCAUUAGAGAAGAGCACUGAACCACUGUCCAAGUCAUGGCUUGAAGAUGAGGAUUCACUUUUGCCAACUGAGGGUGUUGAUGAUAAACUGGUUACAGAUGACAAAAUGGAUUCCACAGAUGAAAGUAUGGAGUCCUCAAAAUAUGGGCAUUUUGAGAGAUCCACAAACUUUGCAGAGGAAGAGCCCCUUGGUGGAUCUACUGUGCCCAUCUUUGCAGAGACCACAACUCAAUCUGUAUCUCUCAUUCUCUCCAAGCACACCUCAGAGGCUCCUGACAUUGAUUAUUACUCAGUUACCAAAUCACCUCCUCUACUGACAGCUAUAGUAAUCUCUGCUCUUACUGAUAAACCCGAUCAAGUAGAACACUUUCUAAAGGAGGAUAUGGAACAAACUACAGAGUCAUCCAAUCGUGAAUGGUUCAACAGCAAGAUUUCAGUAGUGAAGCCAGAUAUGCAACCUUUGUGGACCAUAUUGCCAGAAUCAGAAGUAGUUCGGGCAAAAACUUCUUCCCUAGGGAAAUUGUCCAGAGACAUGUUGACAAGUACACCGGAGAGUAUUGACAAGCUCUGGUUGAAAGCUUCCAUGACACAGUCUACCAAAUUGCCUCUAACCACAAGCCCCACCCUGCUGGAGGAUGAAGUAAUUAUGGGCGUUCAGGAUAUUUCAUUAGAGCUAGACCGAAUAGGCACAGUUUACUAUCAGCCUGAGCUAAUCCCAGAAGAAAGUGGCAAGGUUGGUAGUUAUGUGGAAAUGUCUACAAAUGUCCAUUCCACAGAGAUGGCUAUUGCGGCUAGGCCCACAAAAAGAGGUGACUCAAAUCAGACACAGGCUGCAGGAGCUUUGCUGGUUUUCUUUAGCCUCCGAGUGACUAACAUGAUGUUUUCAGAAGAUUUGUUUAAUAAAAACUCUGUGGAGUAUAAAGCCCUGGAGCAGAGAUUUUUAGAAUUGCUGGUUCCCUAUCUCCAGUCAAAUCUCACAGGGUUCCAGAAUUUAGAAAUUCUGAACUUCAGAAAUGGCAGUAUUGUGGUGAACAGCAGAAUGAAGUUUGCCAAGGCUGUGCCUCCUGAUGUCAACAAUGCUGUCUACAUGGUUCUGGAAGACUUUUGCACCACGGCCUACCAAACCAUGAACUUGGAUAUUGAUAAAUACUCCCUUGAUGUCGAAUCAGGUGAUCAAGCCGACCCAUGCAAGUUCCAGGCAUGCAAUGAAUUUUCCGAGUGUUUGGUCAGUCCCUGGAGUGGAGAAGCAGAGUGCAGAUGCCACCCUGGGUACCUGAGUGUGGAAGAACUGCCCUGUCAGAGUCUCUGUGACCUACAGCCUGACUUCUGCUUGAAUGAUGGAAAGUGUGACAUUAUGCCCGGACAUGGGGCCAUUUGUAGAUGCCGGGUGGGUGAGAACUGGUGGUACCGCGGUGAGCACUGUGAGGAGCUUGUGUCCGAGCCCUUGGUGAUAGGCGUCACCAUCGCCUCUGUGCUGGGACUGCUUUUCAUCUCUUCUGCUGUCAUCUUCUUCCUUGUCAAGACUCUUCAAGCUCAGAAUGUUAGGAGAGAAAGAAAGAGGCCCUUUGGCAGGCAGUCUGACAGCCUCUCAUCCAUUGAGGAUGCUGUGAAGUACAAUCCCACAUAUGAAAGCCAUGUCGCCGGACUCGAGCAAUAUGAAGGACCCUAUCCUCAGCAUCCCUUCUGCAGCUCUGCAGGUGGAGAAGUGAUUGGUGGUCUGAGCAGGGAAGAAAUCAGACAAAUGUAUGAGAAUAGUGGGCUUUCCAGAAAGGAGAUUCAAGAAAGAAUGAGAAUUUUGGAACUGUAUGCCAAUGAUCCUGAGUUUGCAGCAUUUGUGAGAGAACAUCAAAUGGAAGAGCUGUAAUCAAAACUCUUAUUUUGGAAUUGAUCAGAAGCCUAGAGAAGAUGGAGAUCACUUGUUACUUUUAUCAUAUAAUUAACCUGGAUUUUGAACUCUGUUGGAAGAAGAAUAUUCUGUUAAAAAACAUUAAAUUUGGAAAAAAAAUAUUUUUUCCAGUUUAAAAUUUCAGCAUGUAAUAAGAGAUGUGACAAUGUUUAUACUUACAAAACAUUUUUAUACCUAAGCUGUAUUUAAAGAAAUUCAAAACUGUAUGAGUUCUGGAAAGCAUUCUACAAGAACACAUCCGGGUCUGGGAUUUGGGGGUGCAUUGUGUCUCCAAGGGUGUCUCUUAAUACCCAUGCCUCAGAUUUCCCAGGAGGAAGAGAAGGUGAAUCUAUUAUAGGAGAAGGCAAGCUUAGGAAGUGACUAUUUUGUAAUGUGUUUGUUAUUGUCAGAUGGAAUGAGAAGCCUUUGAAGUAGUUUUAAUAUAGUUUAUAGUCAGAUAUCCAUCUAAAUAAAACUAAGUUUUUCUGGGGAUCAAACUACUGAAGCAGAACCUUUGGCUUGAGUAUAGAGUUAGGCUUGUACUUGAUGCUUCUACCAGAGUUUUGUAUUUCCUGAGCAUAUUUAUCAAGAUCAUGUUAUUGUUAAGUAUGUCAGUAUCUCUUUUUUUAAAGCUGUUAAUAUGUCUUCAUAUUUGCCAAAAACAAUCUGGAACAGUUUGAUUUCUUUCUGACCAGGGAUAGAGUGACCAUAAGAUAAAAUACUUGGUUCACUUUUUUUUUCCCCCUUAACUUGAUAACUGCCGGUUUCAUUCAUUAAGAGGAUACCAGGAACUAACUCUCUAGGCUGAGUACGUGCCACUGUAAAGCUAUUGAAAGCCUUGAAGAUAUCCAGAUAUUUUGCAAAGUUAUGUAUGGGUAACAGCGUGUGUGUGUGUGUGUGUGUGUGUGUGUGUGUGUGUGUGUGAAGGCAGUUCCCUUAUCUCAGUAUUUCUUUUCAUUCUCUACUCACAAAAAGGAUUCUCUAUAACUUCAGCAUAGGUACAAGCCACUGUUGGGACCUUUUUUACUGGGCCCAUUUGAAAGUUAAUUGAUAAUUAUCUUUAACACAUGAUAAACGUUACUGAAGUUUGUCACUACUAAAUGCUUAAGUUAAUUUGUAAAACUUCCAAAGAUUUCUGUUUAGCUUCUAAACUUUUUCCCUAAGCUUAUUGUUUUAGAUGACAAAGAAAAUUAGUUUGAUCACACAUUAACCCUAGAAUGUGACCUUUUGAACAUCUGCGUGCUGGCAGCAUUCUAGGUGAACAGAAAGGGAGCUAGAGCAGGUGACCAUGUGCGACACAUAGGCGAAGCACAAACUGAGCUGAAGGAGAAUUGAUGUUUUCCAGCAGCCAGGCAGUGAAGUGGGGAUUUAAGAAUUCUGACCCGUCUCUGUCUCCGAUUUUCUUGUGUAUGACCUUUUCAUGCAAGAGCAAGUCACUUAGUUCUAUAUGACUGCCUCCUCCACACCUAUUAAAUGGAAGAGUAAAGGAAGUUCUAAACUCAGAGAGAGACCUGGAGGCCUCAGUGCAGGAACCCCACCUUUGCUAUAGCUGAACCACAGUGAGGAAGAUCAGAGAAUGCAGUUUCCACGCGGAAGAUCCACUGAUGCUCAAAGUAAAGGACCUGUCAGUAUGACAGGACAAAUUACCCAGAAAGAGCUUCUUCUUUUUAAUUUAAGUAUAGUUGAUAUACAAUAUUAUAUUAUUAGUAAUUAUAUUUCAUGUGUACAAUAUAGUGAUUUGACAUAUGUGUGAUUCUUUAUCGCGUAAUCUCCCCACUAAUUCUAGUAAUCAUUUGUCACUGUGCAAACAUCAAAAUAUUAUUGACUAUAUUCUGC
Molecule: messenger RNA, 5851 nt
Organism: Hipposideros armiger (great roundleaf bat)
Lineage: Eukaryota; Metazoa; Chordata; Mammalia; Chiroptera; Hipposideridae
Gene: IMPG2
Product: interphotoreceptor matrix proteoglycan 2
Exons: 20
Coding region: 215-3994 (1259 amino acids)
Biological process (GO): visual perception
Molecular function (GO): heparin binding; hyaluronic acid binding
Source: RefSeq, a predicted model, not a curated record